Messenger RNA from Punctularia strigosozonata HHB-11173 SS5, 3115 nucleotides. RefSeq lists its product as uncharacterized. Lineage: Eukaryota; Fungi; Basidiomycota; Agaricomycetes; Corticiales; Punctulariaceae. Gene Ontology annotation, molecular function: protein kinase C binding; K63-linked polyubiquitin modification-dependent protein binding; zinc ion binding. The record is from RefSeq and is a predicted model, not a curated record. The transcript is spliced from 12 exons. Gene Ontology annotation, cellular component: amphisome; aggresome. Gene Ontology annotation, biological process: aggrephagy; endosome organization; mitophagy. Bases 155 to 3073 code for a protein of 972 amino acids.
CCAGUCCACGCAAAGUAAUCCCUGGAUCUUCGACGCAUUCAACGCCUUUUCGAGUUGGACGGGGGCCAGAGGAAUAUCGACCGGAGGUGGACAUGGCGGUUCACAUUCAGGCUAUAAAAUUAGUCACGUUCACACCCCUCAUCGCUGCGCGGUCAUGCCAUCCGCGACCUAUGGAUCUAGCAAGGACCACGAGUCAAUACUCGCUCGUCCCGAUCGGCCGCUAGUCGUCAAGUGCACUUUCGACAAGUGGAACAAGCGGAUCAGCUUCUCUUCUGCGCGGAACUGCUCCUACCAUCUCCUGAGGUCCAAGGUCGAGCAAUGCUUUUCUCUCCAUGCGUCCACCUAUGCCAUCGCCUACAAGGACGAUGACGGGGAGAUUACCGAUAUCACCACGGAGACCGAUCUCACGGAAGCCAUUCAGUACUUCCAGGCCGGCAAUGACGACGCACCCCUCUCGUCUGCUGCAUCUAUUCUAUCUGGCAGAAGCUUUGGAAGCAGGAAGAUCACGCUCCGAAUACAAAUCACCGUCGACUACGAUGGUCCGAGCUUGUCGGACACGGGCUCGUUGGUUAGCUUGGAGGAGUAUAGGGAAAGGCGGCAGAAUGGAAGUGAGCUAUCCUUCUCGCUCAACGGAAGUAUACCGGGGGAGCCGGAAGACGAUGCCGUGACGGUCAGCUCUAGAGAUGCAGCCGCCCUGGCACAAUCGCAUGCGAAACCCACGAAGGCCCUGUCGUCUAACUGGGACGAGGAGUCUGCUCGACAACCGACGUCAGCCAGGCACACGAAUGGGGUCAACGAAGGUUACGCGGGGUCUGAUGUCGCUCUGCGAUAUUCAGCGGAUCCGUCUGCGGUGUUCGAGCGACUGAGGCUGGCGGAAGAAGAGGAGAGCGAAAGGAGCUACUAUGAUCGGCGACUAUCGCGGGACGACCGUGGGCUGGCCUGGUUACGGGAGCAAACUUCACGCAUCCUAAAUCCCAUUGGCCUUCCAGCACCAUCCAUAUCUGACGACGCAUCCAUAUCUCUAUCCGAAGACACUGGGGUCGACAACGUCAGCGGCGAUUUGGCGUUAGAGCAAGAUCCCCGCGGUCGAUACUACUAUUCCUAUACCUCUGCCUCGUCGUCUGCCCCCUCACAGGUCAACGGCCACUAUCAAGACCAAGAUGAUGCGUCUAGCAUCUCCUUCGACCCUGUGACAAGCCGUCCUGUCGUCAACUCAUCCAAUUCCGAGCCGAUAGCAUUCAAGGGCUAUGGUCAAAUCCACCCCGAUACACCUCCGGAAGUCCUAGAAUUUCUCCGCGGACCGGUACCGUCGCCACCAGAGUCUCAGCUAACAGAUUGUUCAGAAUGCGGCAUGCUCCUCGAAGCCAUACGCUACAUCUGCGCUACCUGCGGAGAGAAGGAACCGCGAGCAUCCCACUCCCACGUUGGCAAAGGCAAGGACAAGCUCGAUAACCCUUUUGCGGACCCCAUUUCUCAGGAUGUGCUGUCCUAUCCGCCAUCCGGGCACCGUACAUACAUGUCUCCCUCGUCAUCACCAUCAUCCUCCCGUACCUAUCUUGGAGACGCGACUUCUCAGCGUCCCCUGCACGUAGCAACAAGCUACGAAGACCUCGCGCGCAAGCCAUUGCCCUCCUUACCCCAUCCGCCGCAUUCACCGUUACUGCCACACUCGGGUAGUUCCUCAGGAAGCACUUCGACGCUCGCAGUACCGACCACCGCUCGGAAUGGCUAUGAACUCUGCUCGCUGUGCAUCGAAACUGCAGGUGUCACGCACGCGCUUGAGACCACCGUAGCUCCGGGCACAUCGCCUCAUGGUAGCUCGUCCCCCUCGUCCCCAGAAGAGGCUUUACGAGCGAUGUCUCAAUGGACGCGCUCGGCGCCGAAGCAGAAGGGCCAACUGCGGCAUGGCUACCUCGAGAAAGUCUGGGGCUCGAAAGGCUGGGAACCCGUUGAGCACGACGACGGCCGGACGUGCAAAUGCUCUACGUGCAAUAGUGUCAUCCUUAACAAGCGAUACAAGUGCGCCUCCUGCCAGAAGUUCAACCUGUGUCGGGCCUGUUAUAGCCAAGUCCACGAGAUCCACCCUUCUCACGCCUUCUUGGUCGUGACCGACAAGCCUGCGCGGUCGCGCAGUGAACCGGAUAUGCAUCCCCCUCUUGCAGUCGAUCACAGUAGUGAACAAUCAUUGGUACAUCCAGGCGUCAAAUGCAUGCAUUGCAUGCUGGACAUCGUGGGAGCAAGAUUUCAUUGCGCAGUAUGCCCUGACAUCGACAUUUGUUCGAAUUGCGAGUCGGCUGGCGUCGCCGGGAACCUUGAUUCGUCGGAUGGGGGGCACAACUCUUCACAUAUCAUGAUCAAGAUCCCCUAUCCGCUCGAGACCUCGCAGGUGGAGAGCGUCAGCAGAAGGGCCGUUGAUCUCUGGACGGGUCGAGACGCAGCAGCAAUGGGAGGCCAACGACCAAGAUCGAGAGCAAAUUCGCUUGAGUCUGGAUAUGCACGGACGGUAGUUGGAUCGGGUUCGGGAACGCGUUCAGACACGUCUUCUCAUCAUCCCGCGAUUCUGUGCGACGGGUGCAAUCAGACCAUUCAUGGCACGCGAUAUCAAUGUGCGAGCUGUCCGUCUUUACCGAAGGCAUUCAAUCUCUGCUCAACCUGUGAGCUGCGUUCGUACGCGCACCAUGAUCCCAUGCAUGUCUUCGUCAAGAUUCCGCGACCAAUAGAUCGUCCUCUGGAGCUAGCUCGACCGUUGCUGCCUAGGUUAUACAAGAAUCCUGUCGGUCCCGCGAAUGGGGUCAUCAAUCACAGUAAUCCCAAACUCUACCUGCGUUCGAUAGUACAUAAUGCGGCGCUCUGUGAUCGAUGCAUGACCCACAUUCAAGGGGAAUGGUUCCGCUGCGCAUACUGUGCGAAGGAUCUGUGCGACGCAUGCGAAGCUUUGGACACGCACGAUGAUACGCACGUGUUCAUAGUCUUCAAAGCUCCUGUUGAUAUGCAGCAGCUACGGCAAUUCGUCGACUUAGACAACCCGAACGGCAGCCCCCCUUUGAUCCCUUAUCCGUUGUAUCAUGCUUAAUGUAUAUCCAUCUUCCUAUCUAUGCUCGUAGUUGUUGCUGUU